AUGUUUUCAUUCAAGGAAAGGAUGAAGACAUUUGCUUCAUGGCCUGAGAACUACGGUGUUGCAACGCCGGAGGGUCUUUCCAUUGCAGGAUUUAUCUGCCUAUCUACGGAAGAGAACAAUCUGACGGUGGAGUGUGUGUAUUGCAAUAAGACACUGGAAUGCUGGGAAAGGACAGACAUGCCGGCAAAGGAGCACUACCUCCACAUGAACAGCUGUCCACUUUUCAAUGUGAACAGAUUGGAGAGCAGGGUAAAGAUGUUCAAUGGAUGGAGUCUCAAGGAGGCGAAGGCACUUGCAAGAAUGGGGUUUGUUAAGUACAACCUUGGAGAGUCGGACUUUAUCUUUUGCUAUAAAUGCGGAUCGAUCAACAGAAGCCAUUUGUGUGAAAGAAAGAGAGGGCAUCCAUACAGCUUGGAGAAGCGUGGGAGUGUAUUUUUUUACGACUUAAUCGAAGGCAUUUACAACAAAGAGCUGGUGAAGCUUACAGAGUACAAUGUAUAUAUUCCACAGCACACCAAAGAGUUUCUGAAAGAAGUUACCGGUGGUUGUUUGGGGUCGGUUUUUCGAAGUGUCGAGGAUGUGAUAGAAGAAUACAUGGGAAACAAGCUGUUUGAAAUAGACAAGGCUAUGAGCCAUGAUAUCGAGAGAGCUCUUGAUGAGGUGGUGGCGGGAAUUGGAAAAAAAAGCCUGGGAUGA
Messenger RNA from Encephalitozoon intestinalis ATCC 50506, 696 nucleotides. RefSeq lists its product as uncharacterized. NCBI's taxonomy places the organism in Eukaryota, Fungi, Microsporidia, Unikaryonidae. The record is from RefSeq and is a predicted model, not a curated record. The transcript has a single exon. The coding region runs from base 1 to 696 and encodes 231 amino acids.